Molecule: messenger RNA, 2378 nt
Organism: Pangasianodon hypophthalmus (striped catfish)
Lineage: Eukaryota; Metazoa; Chordata; Actinopteri; Siluriformes; Pangasiidae
Gene: mapk13
Product: mitogen-activated protein kinase 13
Exons: 12
Coding region: 176-1351 (391 amino acids)
Biological process (GO): intracellular signal transduction; protein phosphorylation
Cellular component (GO): cytoplasm; nucleus
Molecular function (GO): MAP kinase activity; ATP binding
Source: RefSeq, a predicted model, not a curated record
GGGAAAACAGUACUCCGCCUCUGAUCGCUACAUUAGGCGUUUCCUUCACCGACGAGCCAGACGUAAAGCAGACUUAAGCAUGGCUUUGAGGGGUGAAACCAGCAUGCUCGGAGUGUGACCGACUCCUGUGGCGAGCUCAGUGCCAGUCACACGACUCACACCGGCUCCUGCGCGGAUGCGAACCAGAGCCACAGAGCGCCGAGCGAGAAAGAGAAAGAGAAGCGAUCUGUCCGUCCUGUCGUCCGCUGGGAUGGAGGAGCCGCAGCAGCAGCAGCAGUUUAACCGCGAGGAGAUCAACGGCACCGUGUGGGAAGUUCCGCUCAAAUACGUGCGGCUGAAGCAGAUCGGAACCGGAGCCUACGGCACAGUGUGCUCGGCUAUUAAUGAGAAAACCCAGGAGAAAGUCGCCAUCAAGAAGCUUCACAGGCCCUUCCAGUCGGAGAUCUUUGCGAAGAGGGCCUACCGGGAGCUCAGACUGCUAAAACACAUGAAGCAUGAAAAUGUGAUUGGACUGCUGGAUGUGUUUACCCCCGCCACCCGACUGGAAUCCUUUCAGGACUUCUACCUGGUGAUGCCAUACAUGUUCACAGAUCUGUCCAAGGUGCGGGGCCUGCUCUCAGAAGACCGGGUGCAGUUCCUGGUCUACCAGAUGCUCUGUGGACUAAAGUACAUUCACAGUGCUGGCAUCAUUCACAGGGAUCUGAAACCAGGCAACUUGGCAGUCAAUCAAGACUGCGAGCUGAAGAUAUUGGACUUUGGCCUGGCAAGGCAUGCAGAUCAAGAGAUGACUGGUUAUGUUGUGACAAGAUGGUACCGAGCACCUGAGGUUAUUUUAAAUUGGAUGCACUACAACCAGACAGUGGACAUCUGGUCAGUUGGGUGCAUAAUGGGAGAAAUGUUCAACGGAAAGACACUCUUCAAAGGAAAAGACUACAUGGAUCAGCUGGUUCAAAUCAUGAAGGUAACAGGGACACCUGGCCCAGAAUUCAUUGAGAAACUAGAAAGCCAGGAGGCAAAGAACUAUGUGAAAUCGCUUCCCUUUUAUCCUCGGAAAGAUUUCUCUGCACUGUUUCCCCGAGCCAGUGAACAAGCGGUGGACCUGCUGGAGAAGAUGCUGGUUUUAGACACUGAUACCCGUGUCACUGCUGAUGGUGCACUGGCCCACAGUUACUUUGAUGGCCUGAGAGAUCCAGACGACUGUCCAGAGCCUAAGCCAUAUGAUGACAGUUAUGACAAUGCCACGCUGCCUCUAGAGGAGUGGAAGAGAUUGUCGUUUAAAGAAGUGAAGAGUUUUGUUCCGUUUCCAAGAAGAGACUCGAAGAGGAGAAACACAUUGACAAUGUCUCAGUGAUGUUACACUAUGUCACAGCCAUGCCUUUACGCAGAGGAUUGGUGCAAAGGAACGGAGUGUACAAAUGUUUACACAUAAAUCUGUUACUAGUUAUGACAAUCCAUGAUGAGUCAGUAAUGAAUGUAUCUUUGUUGUGUACCUGAUAAGUGGGCUUAAGGAUGUACUGCUGUUACAGUAGUGAUUACCUUUCAUUCGUUGCCUUGAUGCCUUUGUUUUAGGUUUGGAAUUAUAUAAAAAGAGUUAUUCUUUAGAUAUUACUUGGAUUCUUUGAUUCAGACCUGUAACAUUGUGGCUUUUUGUGCUCAGGUGACAAAAACACACCUAGAUACUAUAUGUCAAGAGCUGUACAGUUUUUCACUAUUAAGGUCUCUAAAUAUUAUUUGUAAGAUUGAACAGAGCUAAUUAAAAUUGCAGUAGUGCCCAUAAGUGUAUAUUGUAAAAUAUACCACAGCACUGUGCAUCAAAAACCAGCUCAAUUACUUACUCUAGUGCCACACUGCUGUUUGAGAACUUAAACCCUUAGAACAACUUAAAUUUGACAAAGAGCUGAGGGAGUAAACCAGGAGAAUGUAUUGAAUAACUGAAGUGCAGCAUAACUGAAGAUACCUUUAAAAAUUGUGUGUAGGGGGGUGUCAGGAUCCUCCCCAGCUAUAGGUCAGAGGAAAGCAGUUAAAAUUUAUAUGAAAUAUGACUGAUUGCACAUGCCAUCAGACUAUAGUCUGACCAUUUGGAGGGACCAUGGUGUGUGAUAUGGAAGCUUUUCUGUUAUGUUGGAGUUUACUUUUAAUUGAUGACUUUCAGCACAGCACAGGUAUACGCAGUAUGGUUACAUACCUCCUACAUAAUAGGUAUUGAGCUAUAUGUAAUAGUCACUUGCCAGGGUAUGUUAUGAAAUGAUUUGUGAAUGUUGUUUAUGGUGCAUAGCCAAUGUAAGAUGCAUUUGACAAUGAUAAUGAACCCAGUACACAUUAUGACAAUCAGUGAUGUAUUUUAAUUACAUAUUUUUAAAUAAAUGCCUUAAUUAAAA